CCUCCCUCCUCCCCCACCUCGCCUGUUUUCACCUCCCGUGACCUCACCCCAGCCGCGCAGCUGGACCUUGCCCGGCGCCUCCCGAUCCCGGAGCUCGAAUCCCAGCGGGACCAGCCCAGCCCCGCCCCUUCCCUGGCAGGAGCGAGGCGGAGCAGUCUGCCCAGAGACUUAGCGACAGACAGACGCUGGGACCCACGACGACUGAAGACGCCGAUGGCCGCGCCUGCUGAGCCCUGCGCGGGGGAGGGGGUCUGGAACCAGACAGAGCCUGAACCUGCCGCCACCAGCCUGCUGAGCCUGUGUUUCCUGAGAACAGCAGGGGUCUGGGUGCCCCCCAUGUACCUCUGGGUCCUUGGUCCCAUCUACCUCCUCUUCAUCCACCACCAUGGCCGGGGUUACCUCCGGAUGUCCCCACUCUUCAAAGCCAAGAUGGUAGCUGCCAUCCCUGGGAGCCUGGAACCAGGCAAUGCUUAUCUAAGCCUGUACCCUCAGGUGCUUGGGUUCGCCCUCAUAGUCCUGUGUACCUCCAGCGUGGCUGUCGCUCUUUGGAAAAUCCAACGAGGAACGUCUGAGGCCCCGGAAUUCCUCAUUCACCCUACCGUGUGGCUCACCACGAUGAGCUUCGCCGUGUUCCUGAUUCACACCGAGAGGAAAAAGGGAGUCCAGUCAUCUGGAGUGCUGUUUGGGUACUGGCUUCUCUGCUUUGUCUUGCCAGCUACCAGCGCUGCCCAGCAGGCCUCCGGAGCGGGCUUCCAGAGUGACCCUGUCCGCCACCUGUCCACCUACCUAUGCCUGUCUCUGGUGGUGGCACAGUUUGUGCUUUCCUGCUUGGCGGAUCAACCCCCCUUCUUCCCUGAAGACCCCCAGCAGUCUAAUGCCUGUCCAGAGGCUGGGGCAUCCUUCCCCUCCAAAGCCAUGUUCUGGUGGGUUUCUGGGCUGGUCUGGAGGGGCUACAGGAGGCCACUGAGACCAAAAGACCUCUGGUCGCUUGGGAGAGAAAACUCCUCAGAAGAACUUGUUUCCAGGCUUGAAAAGGCGUGGAUGAGGAACCGCAGCGCAGCCCGGAGGCACACCAAGGCAACAACAUUUAAAAGGAAAGGCAGCAGUGACAUGGAGGCUCCAGAUACUGAGCCAUUCCUACGGCAAGAAGGGAGCCAGUGGGGCCCACUGCUGAAGGCCAUCUGGCAGGUGUUCCAUUCUACCUUCCUCCUGGGGACCCUCAGCCUCGUCAUCAGUGAUGUCUUCAGGUUCACUGUCCCCAAGCUGCUCAGCCUUUUCCUGGAGUUCAUUGGUGAUCCCAAGCCUCCAGCCUGGAAGGGCUACCUCCUCGCCGUGCUGAUGUUCCUCUCGGCCUGCCUGCAAACGCUGUUUGAGCAGCAGAACAUGUACAGGCUCAAGGUGCUGCAGAUGAGGCUGCGGUCAGCCAUCACUGGCCUGGUGUACAGAAAGGUCCUGGCUCUGUCCAGUGGCUCCAGAAAGGCCAGUGCGGUGGGUGACGUGGUCAACCUGGUGUCCGUGGACGUGCAGCGGCUGACUGAGAGCAUCAUCUACCUCAAUGGGCUGUGGCUGCCUCUUGUCUGGAUCGUGGUCUGCUUCGUCUAUCUCUGGCAGCUCCUGGGCCCCUCCGCCCUCACUGCCAUCGCUGUCUUCCUGAGCCUCCUCCCUCUGAAUUUCUUCAUCACCAAGAAGAGGAACCACCAUCAGGAAAAGCAAAUGAGGCAGAAGGACUUGCGGGCACGGCUCACCAGCUCCAUCCUCAGGAACUCGAAGACCAUCAAGUUCCAUGGCUGGGAGGGAGCCUUUCUGGACAGAGUCCUGGGCAUCCGAGGCCAGGAGCUGGGCGCCUUGCGGACCUCCGGCCUCCUUUUCUCUGUGUCGCUGGUGUCCUUCCAAGUGUCUACAUUUCUGGUCGCACUGGUGGUGUUUGCUGUCCACACUCUGGUGGCCGAGAAUGCUAUGGAUGCAGAGAAAGCCUUUGUGACUCUCACGGUUCUCAACAUCCUCAACAAGGCCCAGGCGUUCCUGCCCUUCUCCAUCCACUCCCUCGUCCAGGCCCGGGUGUCCUUUGACCGCCUGGUCACCUUCCUCUGCCUGGAAGAAGUUGACCCUGGUGCCGUGGACUCAAGUUCCUCUGGAAGCUCUGCUGGGAAGGAUUGCAUCACCAUACGCAAUGCCACCUUCACUUGGUCCCAGGAGAGCCCUCCCUGCCUCCACAGAAUAAACCUCACCGUGCCCCAGGGCUGUCUGCUGGCUGUUGUCGGUCCAGUGGGGGCAGGGAAGUCCUCCCUGCUGUCCGCCCUCCUUGGGGAGCUGUCAAAGGUAGACGGAUUCAUGAGCAUCAAGGGUGCUGUGGCCUACGUGCCCCAGGAGGCCUGGGUGCAGAACGCCUCCGUGGUGGAGAAUGUGUGCUUCGGGCAGGAGCUGGAGCCAGCCUGGCUGGAGAGAGUUCUGGAAGCCUGCGCCCUGCGGCCGGAUGUGGACAGCUUCCCCGAGGGAGUCCACACUUCAAUCGGGGAGCAGGGCAUGAAUCUCUCUGGAGGCCAGAAGCAGCGGCUGAGCCUGGCCCGGGCUGUGUACAGAAAGGCAGCUGUAUACCUGCUGGAUGACCCCCUGGCAGCCCUGGAUGCCCACGUUGGCCAGCAUGUCUUCAACCAGGUCAUCGGACCUGGUGGGCUACUCCAGGGAACAACACGGAUUCUCGUGACCCACGCACUCCACAUCCUGCCCCAGGCUGACUGGAUUGUGGUGCUGGCAGAUGGGGCCAUCGCAGAGAUGGGUUCCUACCAGGAGCUUCUGCAGAGGAAGGGGGCCCUCAUGGGUCUUCUGGAUCAAGCCAGACAGCCAGGAGAUACAGGAGAAGGAGAAACAGAACCUGGAACCAGCACCAAGGACCCCAGAGGCUCCUCUGCAGGCAGGAGGCCCGAGCUUAGACCCGAGAGGUCCAUCAAGUCAGUCCCUGAGGACUGUACCACUUCAGAAGCCCGGACAGAGGUUCCUCUAGAUGACCCUGACAGGGCAGGAUGGCCCACAGGAAAGGACAGCACGCAGUAUGGCAGGGUGAAGGCCACAGUGCACCUGGCCUACCUGCGUGCGGUGGGCACCCCCCUCUGCCUCUAUGCACUCUUCCUCUUCCUCUGCCAGCAAGUGGCGUCCUUCUGCCGGGGUUACUGGCUGAGCCUGUGGGCGGACGACCCCACAGUGGGUGGGCAGCAGACGCAGGCAGCCCUGCGUGGUGGGAUCUUCGGGCUCCUCGGCUGUCUCCAAGCCAUUGGGCUGUUUGCGUCCAUGGCUGCGGUGCUCCUAGGUGGGGUCCGGGCAUCCAGGUUGCUCUUCCAGAGGCUCCUGUGGGAUGUGGUGCGAUCGCCCAUCAGCUUCUUUGAGCGGACACCCAUCGGCAACCUGCUGAACCGCUUCUCCAAGGAGACAGACACGGUUGAUGUGGACAUUCCAGACAAACUCCGGUCCCUGCUGAUGUAUGCCUUCGGACUCCUGGAGGUCAGCCUGGUGGUGGCAGUGACUACUCCACUGGCCACUGUGGCCAUCCUGCCACUGUUUCUCCUCUACGCUGGGUUUCAGAGCCUGUAUGUGGUUAGCUCAUGCCAGCUGAGACGCUUGGAGUCAGCCAGCUACUCAUCUGUCUGCUCCCACAUGGCUGAGACGUUCCAGGGCAGCACAGUGGUCCGGGCGUUCCGAACCCAGGCCCCCUUUGUGGCUCAGAACAAUGCUCGCGUAGAUGAAAGCCAGAGGAUCAGUUUCCCGCGACUGGUGGCUGACAGGUGGCUUGCGGCCAAUGUGGAGCUCCUGGGGAAUGGCCUGGUGUUUGCGGCUGCCACGUGUGCUGUGUUGAGCAAAGCCCACCUCAGCGCCGGCCUCGUGGGCUUCUCUGUCUCUGCUGCCCUCCAGGUGACCCAGACACUGCAGUGGGUUGUUCGCAACUGGACAGACCUAGAGAACAGCAUCGUGUCAGUGGAGCGGAUGCAGGACUAUGCCUGGACGCCCAAGGAGGCUCCCUGGAGGCUGCCCACAUGUGCAGCUCAGCCCCCCUGGCCUCAUGGCGGGCAGAUUGAGUUCCGGGACUUUGGGCUAAGAUACCGACCUGAGCUCCCGCUGGCUGUGCAGGGCGUGUCCUUCAAGAUCCACGCAGGAGAGAAGGUGGGCAUCGUUGGCAAGACAGGGGCCGGGAAGUCCUCCCUGGCCAGUGGGCUGCUGCGGCUCCAGGAGGCAGCUGAGGGCGGGAUCUGGAUCGACGGGGUCCCCAUUGCCCACGUGGGGCUGCACACACUGCGCUCCAGGAUCAGCAUCAUCCCCCAGGACCCCAUCCUGUUCCCUGGCUCUCUACGGAUGAACCUUGACCUGCUGCAGGAGCACUCGGACGAGGCUAUCUGGGCAGCCCUGGAGACUGUGCAGCUGAAAGCCUUGGUGGCCAGCCUGCCCGGCCAGCUGCAGUACAAGUGUGCCGACCGAGGCGAGGACCUGAGCGUGGGCCAGAAACAGCUCCUGUGUCUGGCACGUGCCCUUCUCCGGAAGACCCAGAUCCUCAUCCUGGACGAGGCUACGGCUGCCGUGGACCCGGGCACAGAGCUGCAGAUGCAGGCCACACUCGGGAGCUGGUUUGCACAGUGCACUGUGCUGCUCAUCGCGCACCGCCUGCGCUCCGUGAUGGACUGUGCCCGGGUUCUGGUCAUGGACAAGGGGCAGGUGGCAGAGAGCGGCAGUCCGGCCCAGCUGCUGGCCCAGAAGGGCCUGUUUUACAGGCUGGCCCAGGAGUCAGGCCUGGUCUGACCCAAGACCCUCACCUGUACCCCCGUCGGGCCAGCCCACAGAGCCUGCAGUGCUGGAGAUGGAAGUGACCCGGGGUCAUUGAUAGCUCCACGUGACGUUCAGUCUAGACCCGUGUUUGCUCUCUGGGAGGAAAAUGGCAGAGAAAGUGGCGGAUUAUCACAGAGCAUGAGAGCUGGAAGGACCCAGCAAUACACAGGUCUGCCCGGGCAGGACCCAGCUCGCCCUGUCCACCCUGCAGCCCACGUCAACAGUGACUCUCAGCCCAGCUGUACCCUGGACUCACGUCGGGGACUCAAGCACAUGCCCAGGCUCCCCGCUAGACCCUUAAAUCAGAAUCCCUGGGACGGGGGACUGCCAUGCUGUGUGUACUUUUUGGAAAUUAACACUUUUAUUUUGGGAUAAUCCCAGACUCACAUGCAGUUAAAGAAACAAUAUAGAUUCGUGUACCCGCUACCCCGUUUCUCCCAAUGGUAACAUCUUACAAAACUCUAGUAUAGAGCAUCACCGCCAGGGCAUUGACACUGACACAACAAUCUUGCUCGAUUUCCCGUUUUACUUGUA
Chlorocebus sabaeus (green monkey) is the source of this 5343-nucleotide messenger RNA. RefSeq names its product ATP binding cassette subfamily C member 6 (gene ABCC6). Gene Ontology annotation, cellular component: membrane. Gene Ontology annotation, molecular function: ATP binding; ABC-type transporter activity; ATP hydrolysis activity. NCBI's taxonomy places the organism in Eukaryota, Metazoa, Chordata, Mammalia, Primates, Cercopithecidae. Gene Ontology annotation, biological process: transmembrane transport. The record is from RefSeq and is a predicted model, not a curated record.